Molecule: messenger RNA, 4455 nt
Organism: Schistocerca serialis cubense
Lineage: Eukaryota; Metazoa; Arthropoda; Insecta; Orthoptera; Acrididae
Exons: 9
Coding region: 191-1540 (449 amino acids)
Source: RefSeq, a predicted model, not a curated record
UGUCUGUGACUUCCGUGUUGAGAGGACCGAUUCAGUCGCUGCCGCGGCCUGCCGACGGAGUUUUUCUCGUAAGCAUCAAAGACUGGAGCUAGCGGAUAUUUGACGUAGCGGAUCAAGGUUGUCAGUCCUCACCGGAGUUGCUGGAGAGUUUUCAUCAGGCGCGGCCGGCAAUGUGAGCAGAGAGACGGCGAUGGCGCUGGACGAGCAGACGGCGCUGGUGCUGUCGCUGCAGCUGGUGGCGCUGUGCGCCGUGGCGCUCGGCUUGCUGCUCUACCUGGUGUGCCGCCUGCGUGCCGCCCCCGCCGACGCCGCCCCCGGCGCCGCCCCCGCGUGCGCCGCCCCCGGGCCUGCGCCGCGCGCCGUGUUGGUGACGAGCGCCGAGACGGCGCUGGGACUGCAGUGCGCGCUGCGGCUGUCGCGCCUCGGUUACCGCGUCUUCGCCGGCGUCUCGCCGCCCCCGGACGCCUACGACGCCUACGACGCCGGCCCCGGCGCCGCCCUCGCCAAAGGCAUCGCGCUCGCCGCCGAGUCGGAAGACGACGACGACGAUGACGAGGACGUAGACUCCUCCACUGACGCGCACAGUGAUGCCGGCGUUUCGCCGGAGACACAUACAGGUACGGUGCCGCCUACAGACGCCGGCUCUGAGGGGACUCCACCCACAGGCGAGGGGGCGGACCCGACGCCUCCGCCCUCAGACCCAGCGUCGCCGCUCCACACGACGCCACCAGUCGUCGCGACGCCUCCCCCCACCAGACCGGCGUCGUCCCGGGGCAGCCGUCGCUGGAGCGGCGUGCUGGGAGUGCUGCGAGCGGCGGCCAAGGCCCGCGAGGCGACUGGAGCUGGAAGGCUGGUGGCCAUCCCGCUGGACGUGACCAGGGAGGACCUGCUGCACGAGGCCACCGACCUGGUGCGCGCCCACCUGCCCGCCGGCGAGGACGGCCUGUGGGCGGUGGUGAACACGUCGGGGUCGUGCUGCCGGGGCCGCCUCGACGCCCAGGGCUCGGCGCAGUGGGAGCAGGUGCUGCGGCUCAACGUCGUCGGCGCCCUGAGGACGGCCAGGGCCUUCCUGCCGCUGCUCAGGCAGGCCAAGGGUCGCCUGGUGACGGUGGGGGCGAGUCCGCCGGGAGCCGGGCUGGCGGCGACGACGGCGGCGCGGUACGCGGUGGAGGGUGCUAGCGCCGCCCUGCGCCGCGAGCUGGCCCCCCUGGGCGUCGCCGUGGUAACGCUGCGGCCCGAGCCGCGCGCGCCCGGCCUGCCCGCCGAGAUGCUGUUCGCCGCGCCCAGCCUCCCUCGCCAGAUUCGCCGGGAAGGAGACACGGUGGUGGACAUCCAGCCAGCAGAGUACAAGUACAAGGAGAGCGACUUCUCGGUGCUGACGCCGCACGCCAUGAGGAUCCUGGAAGAGGCCAUCAGCGCGCCCAAGCCCCGUGACACCUACCAGCUGAGCUCGCACCGCAAGUUCCCCAGCCUCGGCGGUUUGGUCACCGUACUGAAGAAGAAGAUCAGCAGCCACAGAUACAAGCCGCAGAUCAUGUAGGCCCCCAGUGCCGGAUGGCUUGGGAUAGGGAAAGCCAAAGCAACACUCCACAAACAGUGGGCAUGUAGUCUAGACGCCAGUCCUACUUGGGAAGACGUUUCACUACAGCAUUUCUCACCAGAAAAAAAUUUCUUCAUGGUAAUUCCUUACCUACUUCACAAAAGUACUGAUAACUUAAAAGAUGUCCGAAUGACAACAUACUGCCGCUCUGACCAACAUUUCAGGUAUUAAAAUAGCACUUUAUUUUGUUUCCGUUACUGCACAGAUUAGGCCAUGAAGCCAAUUUGAUAUGAUUGUAUAUAAGAACAUUUCCAAGAGGACAUACAGCAUAACUGAUAUGAGCUGAAAGUCCUUUUUGUUGAGUUGAAAAUCUGCAUUAUUGAUAAAGCUUUCUUCAGGUGGUUAUCAACAGCCGAUAUAUUGGAAAAAAUCCUUCUUUUGUGGGUACAGCCAUACAAUUUUAUUUAUUCUCUAUAGGUUUUUGGCACUGGCUACCAUCUUCAAAGCAGGUAAUAAUAUACAACAAUUGGUAAAAACACAUGUUUUCUAAAUACAACAACAUCAAGUAUAACGUGUGGCAAAUUAUCACAUUGCUUAUUUCACUGAAUAUCCACUGCAGUAGAUUUAUACAACAAAAGUUUGCCAAUAUGUACACAUUUGAUCUUAACACCAAAUAAUCACCACAUGCUCAGUCAUACCAGGAUCUGGUUCCAUGCUCUGAAUAAGCUUGUGGUAGUUAUCUGCUAUUAAGAUGGAGCAUGUACAUGUUAUCACAUUUUGACCAUUUAAAUGUACUAUAUGUCAAUAUGGCAGCCAGUAGCAAAACUCACAGAGAAUAAAUAAAAUUUACAGUGUAUUGUUGAGUUGAAAGUGUGUAUUGUUGAGUUGAAAGUGUGUAUUGUUGAGUUGAAAGUGUGUAUUGUUGAGUUGAAAGUGUGUAUUGUUGAGUUGAAAGUGUGUAUUGUUGAGUUGAAAGUGUGUAUUGUUGAGUUGAAAGUGUGUAUUGUUGAGUUGAAAUCCUGUAUUGUUGAGUUGAAAUCCUGUAUUGUUGACCUGAAAGCCUGUAUUGUUGACCUGAAAGCCUGUAUUAUUGAAAGUCCAUAGUGAUGAAAGUCCGUAUUAUAGAAUUCUUCUCCAAAAUAGUUAUUUGUAGCUACAUUUCGGAAUAUACAAUGAGGUUGUGGUGAAAUAAAAGAUUAACUGUGUUUUCUGCUGACCUGUUGAAUGGACUUGAGCCAGUGUCAUCUGUCUUGUGGACCUGAGCCAAAGACAAGUUUCCCUCUACUAUAACAUAUAUUUGUUAUUUAUGGAAUGGUUCAACAUUUACAUCAUCUUAACCUAAGCUUAUCCCCACACACUUUUCUGUUAGAAAUAUUGUGCCAAUAUUGGAAUCUGAAUAGUCAUUCAGUACUAUUCUGGAAACCCGUUUGGUCUAAUUUAUCUGAAAACCUAGACCCCUCUCCUAGAGUAUUGUUAUUUGUUCCUGGUUUGCACAGCAUCAUCGUGGCGGUCAGUUUUGAUCCAGUUGUCCUUUUUAAUUUUGUGACUAAUGCAUCUUGUUUUAUCACAAAAUCGAAAGCUUUAUGGCAUUUUUUCCUUAUGUCGUAAAAACUUGAGUUAGCAAUCUCAGAUUCUAUCUUUACAUUCUGGCACUCUGAUUUUAUCAUCUAAACGUAACCAUUUAUAUAUUCUUAACAUUUGUUCUGGUUACUGUAUUCUACUGUUCGGUACUUUAACACUCUUUUAAGUGAUCACAUAGCUGUACUUUAACACAGCUCGUCAUGUGGGCGUCAGCAAGCUUUGACUCUGUUGCCUGCUUAUGAGCAGCAAAGAUACAGACGCUAUUCAUUAUCGGUCUCAGGUGAAGUAAACGGGAAGGGAGGAUUUGUGUUCAACAUUUCACAAAUAAAGAGUGUGGCGCCAAUAAUGACUGCUACAGUAAGGUGGCGAUUCACUUUGCGAUAUAAAACCAGUCAGAGUUACCACGAAUUCAAAAUUAGAAAAAUCCGAAUAGCAAUGCUUUUACUGUAAUUAGGUUAGAGUACAAGCACUCAUAACAUCACAGAAUGGCAAAAAAAAGCGAAGAGGGUUAGCCAGUCUCUACCAUUAAAGACGUGAUACCAAGCGUAUCCUGAACAGCAGUCGCGUAUUAUUCCACUUAGCUCUAUUAGAACGCACUGGGCAGUGUAUAGCAAUUCCUCGUUGUUUGUGAGGUAAUAGUCAUUUGAAAAUGGCAAUUCAUUCGAAACUGUGCAGUAAUGAAAGCAAUAUAAAGAACUGUUUUAAUCCUUCCAAUGACAGUGUGCCAGAAUAUUGACAUUCAGGCAAUUUGUGGUGACAGUGGGCAUUAUUGCGACUCAGAUUUAAAAGAUAUUGCAUAUCGUCGUAUUUCGAGAUAUAACUGGAAUGUGGGGAGCUGCUUUUGCAGAUAUACGACUCAUUGAUACCUCAUCUACUGAACGCUUGUAUAGCAUCAUACUCCAUUUUACUUCCAUAGCAUUCUUUUUUUUUUACAUUUGUAUAUAAUGGAUUGUGUAUAUACUGGGAUUGUAUGUCAUUUAUUGGCACGAGAAUAACGUUUAUGCAUAUAAAACACAUGUAACUAAUAUUCAGAAGUUAUAAUCAACAUUGUUUUUGGUGGCCAACAAAAUCAUUCACAGCUGUGGAAAGACUAAUAAUUGAUUAACAUUAGAUAUAUUUAUAUUAUAAUCAAUUAUAUGUCAUUUUUAUAUAUCAUAUCAUGUAUGAUAAACAUAUGUAUAUUAAAAGGUAAUAUUACAUUCUUUCUGUAAAUAACCCAUAUUACACUUGUUGAAAUGAGCACCUAGAAUUUCGUCACAUGUUAUGAAUGUGUAGUUGUAAAUUUUGUACUAACAAAAAUCGUGUGUUUUGAAAAUAUGUUGUGUCAUUAAAUA